AUGCCACUAAACCCAAUUCUGGAAGUUGAGAUCUUUGAUGUAUGGGGAAUAGACUUCAUGGGACCUUUCAAGCCUUCCUCAAACGGGCACAACUACAUUCUGGUUGCUGUGGACUAUGUGUCCAAAUGGAUUGAAGCCAUCCCCUGCCCAGCCUGUGAUGCUAAGGUUGUUAUCAAACUGUUCAGAACCAUCAUCUUUCCAAGAUAUGGCAUCCCAAGGGUUGUUAUUUCGGAUGGAGGUUCCCAUUUCAUCAACAAGGUGUUUGAGAAGUUGAUGAAGAGUUAUGGAGUCAAGCACAAGGUCGCUACACCUUACCACCCUCAAACCAGUGGGCAAGUUGAGGUCUCCAACAGACAGAUAAAGGCCAUUAUUGAGAAGACUGUGAGCUUCACUAGGAAGGAUUGGUCACAAGACUUGAUGAAGCUCUUUGGGCUUAUAGAACAGCUUACAAAACCCCCAUUGGAAGGUCUCCUUUCAACUUGCUGUAUGGAAAGGAUUGCCACUUACCUGUGGAGGUCGAUACAAGGCACUAUGGGCAAUGAGAACAAGGCAGCCCAUGACAAACUGAUUCGCCUUAAAGACUUCAAGGUUGGGGACAGUGUGCUCUUGUAUAACUCCAAGCUAAGGUUGUUUCCCGGGAAGCUAAGGUCAAAGUGGGCGGGACCAUUCAAGAUCACGAAGUUUGCCCUAUGGAUCCCUCACUCUACUCAAUCAAGAGGGGAAGGAAUUCACAUCUUGCAGGAGCAGGUUUUAGGAAGGAAAGGCAACUCGAGGCACAACUCGAUCGAGAGAGCAAGCUCGAUCGAGCGGGAACCCAGUCGAGUGGAGUGCCCUGAUGGCCGUCUCCCAUCUCCAGACCACGACCUGCCUCCCAGUUCUUUGGGGGGCACUGAGGGAUUUGCUGAUUUGAAUGCAUUGUUUGAGUCUUUUGGAGCAUUCUGGAGCAUAUGGGACAUGAGGAGCAUGGAGGGACUUGGCACAUGGACGCAGCUCAACUGGAUACGCAAAGGAAGAAGGAGAAGCCAUCUUGAAGACCAGCUCGACCCUACUCGACCAACCGGUCGAGUUCCUCAACUCGACCGGCCAAGCUUCAACUCGAUCGAGCUGAGAAGUCAACAGUCAAACCCGAAAAAUGUUGCUUCCCCCUUGACUUUCCUUUGA
Messenger RNA from Microthlaspi erraticum, 1161 nucleotides. The record is from the annotation of a GenBank genome assembly. NCBI's taxonomy places the organism in Eukaryota, Viridiplantae, Streptophyta, Magnoliopsida, Brassicales, Brassicaceae.